AUGGCGUACACGGACCAAGCGACUAUCGUGCCGCAUGCUCAGGACCCGGCCAUUGAUGAGCUGUUGCAAGAGGCUAGAAGGCUGCAGGCGGCGCAUGAGCCCAUCUUUACGUGGGAGCAGUUGAUGGACAUCAUCCUCGGCCAGUGAGUCCCUCCUGCUACAUAUGAGGUCCUUAUCCCAAACUUGAACAAUAAUCUAACCGUCUGAAGCCCCCCUCCAGAGGUCGUUUAGGAGAACUGGUCCGACAUCCCACCGUCGAACGAGCCUACGAAGAACGCUUCAACCCGGCCCUUCGCAAAGCCCACGGAUCCGUCGCGGCUUACCUCCGUGCUCAACUUCGAUGGGAGCACCAUGAGGUGUCGAGUGGGACAGAGUAUUGGAUUAGGACUGCGCCUGCUCGAGUAAGGCUGAAUGACUGGGCGUAUAGCGUGCCCAAGGACGUGGUGUGAGUUGGUGGACACGUGGUUUCAAGUGGGGGUGCUAGACCUGCAGCGCGUUUGGGAGGUCACGAGGACGAUUGACUCAUCUUGCAACCUUUCUACAGACACUACGUCGUCUGGGUACCUACUCCCUUAUUUCACGCGGACCUAUGUCGGCCAGUGACCACCUCCACGGAGAGCUCUGCCCCACCUACCAAAUCGGUCGAAGCCAAAUCCGACUCCGACUCAUGGGAGCAAGUCAAACGGAAUGGACUCGGGGGAAGGACGGGAGCAGGAGGAGAGUCGAAUGAUGAUGUUGGUCCGGAACGAGAGAUAAUGGCUUUCGUCAAGGAGCGGUGGAGCGAGGAGGAGUAUGACACACUCUGGUGAGUUUUCGAGCUGCUCGAUUAGCCGAGGCGGGCGAUGUUUGGUGCUGCUUCGAAAGUGGUACGUUCACGACACCACGAAUCACUAAAUAUGCUUUCCCGUUCCUCAACCAGGUUCGCCAACCCGCCCGAAUUGCAGUCGGUGAGGGACUUGGCCCACUUCCAUGUGCUCGUACGGCACAAGGAUCAGCUCGGUCGCGCCGAGCUACCGAAUUAG
Molecule: messenger RNA, 1022 nt
Organism: Microbotryum saponariae
Lineage: Eukaryota; Fungi; Basidiomycota; Microbotryomycetes; Microbotryales; Microbotryaceae
Source: the annotation of a GenBank genome assembly